Molecule: messenger RNA, 2974 nt
Organism: Diceros bicornis minor
Lineage: Eukaryota; Metazoa; Chordata; Mammalia; Perissodactyla; Rhinocerotidae
Gene: FAM149B1
Product: family with sequence similarity 149 member B1
Exons: 14
Coding region: 118-1875 (585 amino acids)
Biological process (GO): protein localization to cilium; cilium assembly
Source: RefSeq, a predicted model, not a curated record
CGUGACGGGGCCGGAAGGUGGCGGGAGGGGGCCGGGCCGGAGCCGGCGGGAGGGCCAGGCCCGGUGGCCCCCACCCUGGCGUGCCCGCCCCGGCCGCGGCUGAGGAGGAAGAGGAGGAUGAUCUCCAGAUACACUCGGAAGGCGGUGCCCCAGAGUUUGGAGCUGAAAGGAAUAACAAAACAUGCUCUGAAUCAUCAUCCCCUUCCAGAGCAGCUGGAUGAAGUUUCCUCUGCCAAUGACAGCCAUGAAAAAGACACAAGUUCCCAAAGUGAGUCCAACAUCACACAAGAAUCACCUUUUACAUCAGCUGACACUGGGAAUUCAAGGUCUGCGUUUCCAAGUUAUACAGGCACAGGGAUCUCUACUGAAGGCAGCUCGGACUUCUCCUGGGGAUAUGGUGAACUUGAUCAAAAUGCCACUGAGAAAGUCCAGGCAAUGUUCACAGCCAUUGAUGAGCUCUUAUAUGAGCAGGAGUUGAGUGUACAUACUAAGGGUCUACAAGAAGAGUGCCAACAGUGGACAAGUAGUUUUCCUCACCUCAGGAUUCUGGGUAGGCAAAUAAUCACUCCAAGUGAAGGUUAUGGACUGUAUCCUAGAUCCCCUUCUGCUGUUUCAGCUUCACAUGAGGCAACACUGUCUCAAGGAAGAGAUUCUACUAUAUUUGGUAUUAAGGGAAAGAAGUUACAUUUUUCAUCUUCUUAUGCUCAUAAAGCAUCUUCCAUUGCCAAAUCCCCUGGCUUGUGUUCUAUGGAAAGAGGAGAGGAAGACUAUGUAAUCUUCUCUGAAGGAAUAAUAGAGGAAUACCUAGCAUUCGACCACACAGAUAUGGAAGAGGGGUUUCAUGGAAAGAAAUCAGAAGCAGCUACAGAGAAACAGAAAUUAGGGUACCCUCCCAUUGCUCCAUUUUACUGCAUGAAAGAAGAUGUCCUUGCUUAUGUGUUUGACGACGUGUGGAGCAAGGUUCUGAGCUGUAUGGAGCAGUUGACACGUAGUCACUGGGAGGGAUUUGCUUCUGAUGAUGAGAGUAAUGUUGCAAUCACCAGAUCGGCUUCAGAAAGCCCCUGUGUGCUGAGUGAACCACAGCCUUUGGUCUUACCUCGAGUGCCACAGUCUAAGGUGCUGUCCAUCACUUCAAAUCUGAUGAGUCUCUGUCAAGCAGCAAGUGGUCAUCAGCCAAAUGUGAAUGGUCUCUUGGUUCAUGGGAUGCCUCUACAGCCAAGAAAUCUCUCCCUAAUGGACAAGCUCCUAGAUCUUGAUGACAAGCUACUAGUGAGGCCUGGGUCCAGUACCAUCCUUUCAAUGCGAAAUUGGCCAAAUCGAGUCCUGGAGCUUAGUGCAUCAUCUCUGUCAUAUACAGUGCAGUCUGCCAGGAGACGCAUCCCCCCACCACGUACCCUUCAUCCCAUCAGCACAAGCCAUUCACGCGCUGGAACACCAAGACCUGUGGAAGAAAUCCUCAGAGGAUCCCGAGUCCCAGCGGCAGCUGACUCGCUCUCCUCUCCCUCACCAAUGCCUCUGAGUCGAAAUAAUCUGCUGCCACCUAUUGGCACAGCUAAAGUGGAACACUUGAGCACUAUGGGGCCACAAACGCAAACGAAAACCCAUGGCGAUUCCAGUCGAGCUCGAAGCGCAGUGGUGGAUGAACCUAACCAUCAGCAGCCCCAGGAGAGGUUCCUUUUACCUGACUUUUUCUCCAGGCCCAACACAACGCAGUCAUUUUUGCCAGAUACACAGUAUCGCCGUUCAUGUGCUAUUGAGUACCCUCAUCAGGCCCAACCUAGCAGGGGAUCUGCAGGGACAGGUCCUCAGUUACACGGAUCUACAAAAUCUCAAAACAGAGGUGGACCAGUCUCUAGGACCAGGCAGGGACCAUAGGGCAAAUGACAAGAAGCUGUUUCAGCCUGCAGGGAACACAUGGGAAGACUUCAUGAACCAGUGUUGUCAUCCCUGAUGCAGAGCGUGUACACGAGACAACCUGAAACCAUCUUCAUGAAGAGUUAUUUUGGUACAACUGACUGAGCAAAAAAGACAGUAUCCACCGAAGAUUACACAGGUACUGUUUCGAUCUCCAGUUACUGUCUCCUUUCAGCAUAAGUUAACCUCUUCCACUGGACAGUAAAGCUUGUACCCAAAGAUGUAACAAAUGAAUUAGUACUCCCAAAUAACUGCUCAUGUUGUCUGUUAACAAUGAUCAGUUCAAUUAUUAUAGGAUUCUAUGAGACUAUACAUACACAAACAGCAGCAAAUGAUUGUUUGAUAACCUUAAGUUAUCACUGGGGCUUUGGAAUACUUCUGCUUGUACUGAUUUCUGGAUUGUUGUACUCUCAGUUUUAAGGAGACAGUGCUGUCAAAAAGCUGAGCUAUUCAUCAAAGAGAUGUCAUUCCUAAAGCUUUCUCUUGAGAUGUUCAAUGCCAUAGGCAGAUAGAGAUGGAAAGGGUAACUAAAGACAUAAAUGUUGAGCACUGGUGUAAAGUAACUUAUGUAAUAAAUCAUACUGCAUAUUUUUUUCAGAUAGGACAGCUCAACCUCACAGUGCCUGCUUGAUAUCAGGUCAUGCUUCUUUUCUUCUUAAAGUACUUUAGUGGUCAUUUUUUUUUCUUUCAAAAUAUUAACCUCACUUUGCCAGAUUUUCUCCUAUAGCUCUAAGAAAGUCAAUUAAAAAAUAUAUAGACUUCCUACUAGUGAGUCAGCAAGAUGCAAUUCCUUUCAAUUUCAGCAAGUUUGGCAAUUAGUCCAGUAUAAACAUAUCCUGAGAGCAGAAGUAGAGAACUUUGGCAUUCUUCUGAUUUUACCAUGGACCUUUUCCUGAGCACACUCAUGAAUGCAGCAAUGGUUUUAACUAUAGCUUAAAUUUAUUUUAUUUCAAUUUCCUUGAACUUUAAUUUUGAUGAUUAUACCGGUUUUAGAUUUUAGUGUUAAUUUUCAGAGUAGAUAAAUUCAAAUGAUCAUAAAUUGGGGCAAUUUUUUUAUUAU